This is a messenger RNA of Penicillium manginii, 1512 nucleotides long. RefSeq names its product cytochrome P450. Gene Ontology annotation, molecular function: iron ion binding; monooxygenase activity; heme binding. The transcript has 2 exons. The coding region runs from base 1 to 1512 and encodes 503 amino acids. The record is from RefSeq and is a predicted model, not a curated record. Lineage: Eukaryota; Fungi; Ascomycota; Eurotiomycetes; Eurotiales; Aspergillaceae.
AUGAUCCCCUUCAUCCUCGCCCUGUUCCUCCUCGCCUCCUACCUCAUCUAUCACCAUGUUAUAUACCCUUAUUUUCUCUCCCCGCUGUCUUCAAUCCCAAAUGCUCACUUCACAUCCCCCUUAUCCAGUCGCUGGAUUGACCAUAAGCGCAGAACAUGCAAAGAAGUCCUCGCCAUUUAUGCUCUGCAUCAAAAGUACGGCCCCAUCGUCCGGCUCGGCCCAGAGGAACUGAGUGUCAAUUCCAUUCACGGUCUGAAAAUCAUAUACACGGGUGCUUUUGAAAAGCACGAUUUCUAUAACGAUGCCUUUGUCAACUUUCACGUUGCAAAUAUGGUCGGAAUGGUGCAUAAUUCGCCGCAUGCGCACCAGAAGCGCAUGCUGAGCAAGACCUUCUCCAAGUCGUUCCUCCAGGAAUCUAGUGAUCUUCAAACGAUAUCAAAGUUUCUUCUAAGGGAUCGGUUGAUGCCUAUUCUUAAGAAAGCGGGGGAUGAUAGAGAAGUGCUGAAUGUCCUACCGAUGUUCCAAGCCCUUGGGAUGGACUUCAUCUCCUCAUUCCUGUUUGGAUCGAGGCAAGGGACGAGGUAUCUGUUCAAUAUUACCGAGUGGAUGGUUUGGUUGGAGGAGUAUGAGAAAUUCAAGUUUCUCAGUCGGGAUGACCGGUAUAUGGGGUUUAUUGAGCAGUGGUGCAUGGGACUCUGCGAGAGGACGGAGGCGUCUAAAAAUGAGAAUGAGGAGGCCCUCAGCGAUGAAGAGAAGCUGCUGCCAUCCACAAAUCCAGUCAUCUAUGACCAGUUGCAGCAGAGCCUCAUUUUUCAAAAGGAACACGAUCCACGUCCGCUGAAUCUAGCAGUUGCGUCCGAAUUGCUGGACCAUUUAGUUGCAGGCCACGAAACGACCGGUAUCACAUUCACAUACAUGAUGUGGGAGCUAUCAAAGCAGCCAGAGCUUCAAACAAAAUUGCGAAAGGAAUUGAUGACCAUAUCUCCGUCCCUACGGUACUCAGACUUGAACAAAGACGGAGAGAAUGUCCUUCCUUCUCCUUCCGCCAUCGACGCCCUCCCCCUGCUUGACGCUAUGGUUCGCGAGACCCUCCGUCUGCAUGCCCCUGCACCAGCGCAACUCCCCCGCGUCACUCCAACCAUAGAGAAGGGCACUUCUAUACAUGGGUACGAUAAUAUCCCGAGCGGCGUAAGAGUUAGUUCAAGCGCCUUCUCCCUCCACCGAAUCGACGAGGUCUACCCGCAACCUGAGGAAUGGUUACCAGAGCGAUGGCUCCAUGCAGGCGAAAAUAUCCAUGAUAUGAGGCGGCUUUUCUUUGCUUUCGGAAGCGGUGGGCGUAUGUGCCUAGGAAGUAAUUUCGCAAUGCAAGAAAUCAAAUUGGUUAUGGCGGCUGUAUAUUCAAAUUUUACGACAACUACUAUCGACGAUGAAGGGAUCGAUCAGGUAUACGAAUUUAUUGCGCUGCCACGCUCAAGGAAGCUUAUGUUGAAAUUUACGCCAGUCGACCAUUAA